This is a messenger RNA of Girardinichthys multiradiatus, 3303 nucleotides long. RefSeq names its product phosphatidylinositol-4-phosphate 5-kinase, type I, beta b (gene pip5k1bb). Bases 542 to 2122 code for a protein of 526 amino acids. The record is from RefSeq and is a predicted model, not a curated record. Gene Ontology annotation, molecular function: phosphatidylinositol kinase activity. The transcript is spliced from 16 exons. Lineage: Eukaryota; Metazoa; Chordata; Actinopteri; Cyprinodontiformes; Goodeidae. Gene Ontology annotation, biological process: phosphatidylinositol metabolic process.
AAAGAGGCAGGAACAAACAGCAGCAGCAGGGCCGUCACACACAGGCUGUCUUAACUCAACAGCGGUACAGUACGGCGAGUCUGCAGUGGAGGGAAGUACAGCAAGCAGUCCAUCACCCUGAACCGCAUUCAUUUAUCUGCUGGAGAUCCUCUGCUUGAAGGAGGAGAAGGCUCUCUGUGAGGACUACAGCAACCUCUCAGGGAAAUAUUUCUCCAGGAACAACGAGAAGAACACCAUUUCUGCGUGGUUCAUCAGGGAAGCCCACUGGAGGAGGAAGUCACAGCUGGUCAAGAUCAUCCAUCCAUUAAUUUCACAUCGGCGUGUUCAACUGUCUGCCUGCCCUUUGUUAUGAAGCGAACAAGAGACCUGGUGUUUGUUCGCCGCAGCUGCUGGCCUCUCAUGGAUUGUUCUGGAAACAGGCUACAGGAGCGUCCAGCUGGGCUGUGUGGGGUCAGAAGCUCUCCUGAUGAUUGCUCAACCUAAUAAUAAAGAGUUGCUGCCCUGAUUGCUGUUGGUCCACCAUUGUUUAUCUUUAAGCAAGAUGUCAAUUGCAACGGAAACCAGCAUGGAAAGGUCUCAUAGUAUGAGUCGAGAGAAAACGUACAAGAAGACCACGUCAUCUGCCUUGAAGGGAGCCAUUCAGCUCGGUAUCGGCUACACAGUGGGAAACCUCACCUCCAAGCCUGACAGAGAUGUUCUCAUGCAGGACUUCUAUGUGGUGGAAAGCGUCUUUCUCCCCAGUGAGGGAAGCAACUUGACUCCUGCUCAUCACUAUCCAGAUUUCCGCUUCAAGACGUAUGCCCCACUGGCUUUCCGCUACUUCAGAGAUCUGUUUGGCAUCAAACCCGACGACUAUCUGUACUCACUCGUAAAUGAGCCUCUGAUUGAGCUGGCCAACCCAGGCGCCAGCGGCUCGCUCUUCUACCUGACCAGCGAUGAUGAGUUCAUCAUUAAAACGGUCCAGCACAAAGAGGCCAAGUUCCUGCAGAGGCUGCUACCUGGAUACUACAUGAACCUGAACCAGAAUCCCCGCACGUUGCUGCCCAAGUUUUACGGCUUGUACUGCAUUCAGACCGGGGGUUUCAACAUCCGACUGGUUGUGAUGAACAACGUGCUUCCCCGCUCUGUCAAGAUGCACUACAAAUAUGACCUGAAGGGAUCCACCUACAAGAGGCGAGCGUCCAGGAAAGAGAGGGAGAAAGGCCGUCCAACGUACAAGGAUCUGGACUUUCAGGACAUGCAUGAGGAGGGGCUUUACUUUGAUACCGAGACAUACAACAAUUUGAUGAAGACCCUGCAGAGAGACUGUCGGGUUCUGGAAAGUUUUAAGAUCAUGGACUAUAGUCUGUUGCUGGGUGUGCACGUCCUGGACCACAGGGAGGUGGGGGACCCAGGCCAGACGGGGGGAGACAACAGGAGAAACAUAGGUCAGAGGGUGCUUUACUCCACGGCCAUGGAGUCCAUCCAAGGAGACGGCAAGGCUGCCGAAGCGGUCACCACUGACGACACGAUGGGCGGCAUCCCAGCCAAAACAUACAAAGACGAAAAACUGCUCAUCUUCCUGGGUAUUAUAGAUAUUCUGCAGUCAUACAGAUUCAUUAAAAAGUUGGAACAUUCAUGGAAAGCGCUGGUGUACGAUGGUGACUCUGUUUCCGUCCACCGGCCCGGGUUUUACGCCAGCCGCUUCCUCAAGUUCAUGAGCACACGGGUCUUCAGGAAGAAUCAGCCAAUUCGAUUCUCCCCCUCAAAAAGGACUCGCACCAGCAUCCCUGCUCUGAAGUCGUCCUCCCAGGAGAUCCUUUCAUCGCAGGCAGAUGAGAGGCACGAGGAGGAGAGGAGGGACAGGCUUGGAGGGGCAUGGAGCCUGGCCAGUCUGGAUGGACAAGCAGUGUUUGGUUCAUUUCUGCAUCCUGAUCUGGUCCCUGCCAACACGUCCUUCCACGUCCUUUCCACCUCCUCCAUCUAUGUAAAUGUGGAGAACCAAACAGAAGAUAGGGAUGACGUUGCAUCCAGCUCUACAUUCACGCUGGAAGACAGCGCCAUCUGCCUCACGUCAGAGCAGAGCACCGUAGAUGUGGACAUAGACAGAGACGAUGGAUCUGUUCUUGAUGUGUACUUGUAAAAGUUUUACAUCCUUCAUUUCCUCCUGCCACGCAUAAGACAAUCUCCACACUCCAUUGGAUGCACCAGGCUGAGAGUUGGUCUCCACGUGUUCUGCUAAAUCCACGAUGCCAUUUGUUGUUUGCCAAUUCCAAAGGACAACCCCUGAACGUCUCUCUGGUUGACGGACCUCUACAAAGUUGGAACAGUACCAAUUUGACAUAUUUUAUAAUGUGCUGAACUUCAGAUAGUGUUGCCUUUCUACAGCAAGUAUCAAAGCAGUGCUAUUAGGUUUUAUUUGUGUAAACCUUUUUCAUUGUGCACACUAAGAUUGCAUAUAUAUAUAUAUAUAUAUAUAUAUAUAUAUAUAUAUAUAUAUAUAUAUAUAUAUAUAUGGGAAUACUAGCUUAACGUCAUCCAUUUCUUUUCUGGUGGCCAGAAAGACUUUUAAAUCUUUGCUACAGCAUUAGCUGCUGCUGAGACGUGUUUACAGUGAAUUUAUGGUAGCAUCUAAGGACUCUUUGAAGGACCGACUGACUUGAACAGACUUCAUUAUGAAGCUCCUGAGGCCAAACACAGGCUGCAACGUGGCCAAAUGUUCCUAACAAGGCAGCCAUUUGUGCUGCCUGAGAGGAACCUGAUGUUCAGAGUGAGAAAAGACAGUUAGUGUAUCCUGGACGAUGCACUCGCUCUGGGUAAAAAGGCACUUUGGUUUUGAUUACUGUAAGAAAUAUGUUCUUUUCUCUGAGGACAUUGCUUUGAUGGGUGGUCAACAAGAGUUGGACGUGUGAAAAUGCACUUUUUUUCCUUCUUUCCUCUACAAAUGCACACCUCUGUUUUAUCGUUGAUAUAUGCAGAGACAAAGAAACAAUGUAGAUCAUGUCUGAUGUGGAACUACUAGUUUUGUGAGGUUGGCCUCGUGACUGGAGAUGCUUCUGCUCGGGUCUCUCUGAAAUGGAGCAAGUACGUCCUGAAGAAGCUAGGAGACAUGCAUCCUACACUGACAACUGUCUGAUACCUCAUCGUGACUGUAGCCAACUAUAAAUGUUCAACUCUACAAUCAUGUCAGAUGAGAGAAUAAUUUAUUACGCAACUCUUAAUAAUUCACCAUCUGCUGAAAUAAACACUUUAAUUGCUGAAUGUAAAGAAAAUGCAUAUUUAUGUAAAGAAAAGCUUCCUAUAAAUAAACUCCUUUACAAUUCA